Messenger RNA from Fundulus heteroclitus (mummichog), 2607 nucleotides. RefSeq names its product neural cell adhesion molecule 1a (gene ncam1a). Lineage: Eukaryota; Metazoa; Chordata; Actinopteri; Cyprinodontiformes; Fundulidae. The record is from RefSeq and is a predicted model, not a curated record. Gene Ontology annotation, biological process: dendrite self-avoidance; homophilic cell-cell adhesion; axon guidance. Gene Ontology annotation, cellular component: plasma membrane; axon. Gene Ontology annotation, molecular function: cell-cell adhesion mediator activity. The transcript has 20 exons. The coding region runs from base 242 to 2491 and encodes 749 amino acids.
AGUGAUCUGUGCUGGUAUCUGCUCAGUGCGUGUGUGUGCGCGUCGGUGCGAGCUUCGGUUGCUGCUGCUUGUCACUCACUGUGCCGCGGCGCGAACACGGGUAGCGACAAGGACCAAAAAUCCGUCCUGUUGCAGCUGUUAUUUUACCUCUCUGGGAAAAAAAGAAGCAUCAGAGGCUGGUUUGUGCUCAUCCAGAAGCUCCUCGUCUGAUCUUCAAGGAGGAUAUCUGUGAGACAUUACAAUGCUUCAGAUGAGGGACAUCCUGUGGGGACUGCUGUUCACCGGCUGCGCAGCUGCUAUUCAGGUGCAAAUCACUCCGGCACUGGGGGAAAUCAGCGUCGGCGAGUCCAAAUUCUUCCUCUGUGAAGUGGUUGGAGACGCUAAAGACAUCGACUGGUUCGCCCCGAGCGGUGAGAAGAUCCUCCCCACCCGGCCAAACAUCUCUGUGAGUCGGACCGACGAGUCCACCUCGACUCUCACCCUCUACCACGCCAACGUGGACAACGCCGGUAUCUACAAAUGUGUGGCAAAGAACGGAGGCAAGGAGGCCCAAGCCACAGUUCAAGUAAAGAUCUUCCAAAAGAUCAGCUUCCAGAGUGCACCGAGUCCACAGGAGUUUAACGAGGGCGAUAACGCCGACAUCGUCUGCGAUGUGGUCAGCUCGCCUCCGGCCAGCAUCAUUUGGAAGCACAAGGGCUCCAUCCUCCAAUCCGCCAAAGACGUGCGUUACAAGAUCAUGGAUAAUGGUCACCUGCUGAUACGUGGCAUCAAGAAGGUUGAUGAAGGAAUGUAUAAUUGUGAGGCUCGCGUUAUGGCCAGGGGAGAAAUUGACUUCCGGCUGAUAAAGGUCAUCGUUAAUGUUCUUCCAACAAUCCGCGCGAGGAAGACUGAAGUCAAUGCCACAGCAGAUAUUGGUGAAUCUGCCCUGUUGGCCUGUGAUGCAGAUGGCUUCCCCGAGCCCACCGUUACCUGGACACAUAACAGUGUCGUCCUUGAAACGGGUGACAAAUACAGCUUGAACAAGGAUGGUUCUGAAUUGGUAAUAAAGGAAGUCAAGAAGGUGGAUGAAGGAGAUUACACUUGCAUCGCCAAGAACAAGGCAGGAGAGAAAGCUGAGGAAGUCAGCCUGAACGUGUUCGUGCUGCCCAACAUUACCUACUUCAACAACCAGACUGCCUCAGAGUUUGAUGAGGAGGUUACCCUGACCUGCGAGGCCUCCGGUGACCCCACACCCACCAUCUCCUGGAAAUUUGGAAACAGAGUUUUCACCGAAGGAGAGCAGGCAUCUUGGACGCGACCAGACAAAUACGAGAGUCUUGACAGGAACGUCGUGGUACGAAGCCACGCCCGGGUUUCCUCGCUCACCCUGAAGAACGUCCAGUUCACCGACGCUGGUCGUUACCUCUGCACUGCCAGCAACUCCAUCGGUGAAGACAACCAGCAGCUGUUCCUCGAAGUGCGCUACGCGCCAAAGAUCAUGGGGUUAGUGGCAAAAUACACAUGGGAGGAAAACCCGGCCAAUCUAUCUUGUGAGGUGGCUGCCAACCCCAGAGCCUCAGUGGUUUGGUUCAGAGAUGGGAUCGAGCUGCCAAGCAGCAACUCCACCAACAUAAAGAUCUUCAAUACCCCGACCGUCAACCAUCUGGAGAUUACACCCGAGUCCCAAAAUGACUUUGGGAGCUACAACUGCACAGCGACUAACGGGCUAGGCAGUGAAUCCAAGGAGUUCCUCCUAAUCCAAGCAGAGGUGCCGUCGUCGCCUAAAAUCGAAGAAGUGCAGCCUUUCUCGAGCACGGCGGUGGUGGAGUUCGAGGAACCUUUCUCCUUGGGCGGAGUUCCCAUCUUAAAGUACAAAGUGCAGUGGCGUUUGCCCGGGAAGGAAUGGAUGAGCCAGGAGUACAGGGCUGAUAAAGACAUGACCAGGAUAACCAUCGUUGGGCUGAAACCAGAGACGACGUACGAGGUCAAGAUGUCCGCCAUCAACGGCAAAGGCGAAGGCGAGAGCAGCCGUGCCAGCACUUUCAAGACGGAGCCAGUCCAAUAUUCUCUCACACUUGCGUCAUCGGCGCCGCCUGCUAUCGCUGCCACCAGUAUGGCCAUUAAAGGGGAACCAAAUGCUCCCAUACUAGAAGUCCUGCCUGGAAAGAACCUUAACUCAGUUAAAAUCAAGUGGACCAAGCAGGAUGAUGGAGGCUCACCUAUCAAACACUACCUGCUGCGAUACAAGGCUAAGCACGUUUCCGACUGGAAACCCGAGCAGCGCCUUCCCCCACUCAGCGAUUACGUCACGCUGACCGGCCUGGACUGGAACACAGAUUACGAGAUCCACGUGGUGGCAGUGAACCAGCGGGGCCCGUCUGAGCCGUCCGUCACCUCCUUCAGAACAGCUACAGAGCCCACCACCGUCCCAGCUACCCUGGGCUGCCAGUGCGUGUCUUGCAGUCUGGCGACUCUUCUGCUGUCAGUGCUGACUUUGCUCUGGCUCUCAUAAACUGAUUUUUGUUCAAGGAGAAAGAGGAGAAUCUGGACCUUUUCAAAUCUCCGGGUCCAGACUCCUUUGCUUUCUAUGCCUUCUGACCUUUGUGCAGCCACACACAAGUUUGGAAA